GUUGCCAUGGCGACAGCUGAGCACGACCCUCCCCGUGUGCGCGACAUGGCGCAAAUGAGGAAACCGACCGAAGGAACCAAAUCUAUCAAUAGAUCGACUUUAUCACCGAUAAAAAUCAAUUGUGUAACCAAAGUGACGUCUUCCUGCUCGACUUUAAGCGACAACCUCGCCUCAGUGGCGCAGUAGAGCUGAUCGACAGGCAGAAGAUGGAUCAGUCCAGGGCCAGUAUUGGUGACCUGGAGAAGGAAGUGAUGGACAUGUUGGCCAAGAUGUUGGACAACAACACCUGUGGCUGGAGACACCUGGCGGCCGCUGCGUCUGAACAGCCCAAACUCCUCUGCAGUGAGAUGGAUCUGACCAGCUGCUCACUCCAGGCGUUGAGCGCCACAGGAAGUCCAGGACGCAGCCUCUUGGCCCUGCUGGCUGAUCGGUCCUGCUCUCAGGUCUUCCUGCUCCAGUGCCUGAAGAAGAUAGGCCACCAGGGGGCACUGCAGCUGCUCACUGCCACAGAAAGGCAGCAGAUCUGCGUCACAGUCCAGCCCAACUCCCUGCAGGCAGCAGCGGGCAGCACGGUGGUGUUGACCUGCCGGGCCUCUGGACCGCCUGCUCUCACUUACCAGUGGUUCAAAGGCAAAGAGGAGGUUUUGGAAGCGACUGGAAGCACACCUGAGCUGGUCCUGCGUCCUCUGGGCCCCCAGCACCAGGGUUCUUACAUCUGUCGGGUCAACCAUGGGGACACCUGCUGCUUCUCCCACUGGGCUCGGGUGCGCUUGGUUUACUCGCCCGUCGGCACUGGUCCAGGCACCCUGUUUUCAGGUUCAGCCAGUGGGCUGCGUGUCAUCUACCAGCCUCAGUGCCAGGCGCUGUCUGAGGGGGACACGCUGCUUCUGGAGUGCAACGCCGUGGCCAACCCUCCUCCCCAGUACCAGUGGUACCACAACUCAGCGCCCGUGCCAAACAAGACGCAGCUUCUCAAAAUUGCGAGUGUGACCACGGCACACAGAGGGCAGUACAGGUGCAAGGUGUUCAACUUGUAUCAUGAGAUGUGGAGUGACCCGGCAACUGUCAGUAUAGGCCCAACUUCCAUCACGGAUCUCUCCUGGGUAGAAGUUGAUCGCGGCUCAGAAUCUAAUGAAUUGGAAAGAUCAGUCAACAGUGCCAGAAGUCAUCCACCGCAACCACAAACCAAGAAUUUCUAUGCAACAGACAAGGUGGCUCUUCUGAUCGGCAACCUGAACUACCGCCACCUCAAUGAGCUCUGCGCUCCCAUGGCGGAUGUCCACGAGUUAAGCAACCUGCUCAGGCAAAUGGACUUCAAGGUGGUCUCUCUGCUGGACCUCAACUUGCAGGAGAUGCACAGCGCCGUCACCGAGUUCCUUCUGCUCCUCGGCAAAGGAGUUUACGGCUUGCUCUACUUUGCCGGUCACGGUUAUGAGAACUACGGCAACAGUUUCAUGGUUCCCAUUGAUGCACCGGCCUCGUACACGUCAGAGCACUGCUUGUGCGUGCAAAAUAUUCUUACCAGGAUGCAGGAGAAAGAGACCGGACUCAAUGUCUUCCUGCUGGACAUGUGCCGCAAAAGAAACCCAAACGAUGGCGUCGCCGUCCAGUCCGGGCUGGUGAAGGUGACGGCAAACAUAGUGUUUGGCUACGCCACAUGCGUCGACGCAGAGGCUUACGAGGUGAAGAGGGAAGACGUGUCCAACGGUAUCUUCAUAAGCUUCCUCAAGCGCCGCGUUUGCGAAGACGAGAAGGUCACGGUCAUGCUGGACAGGGUGGCGGAAGACAUGGGUCGUUUUGAAAUCACCCGAGGGAGGCAGGCUCUGGAGCUCCGCAGUAAUCUUUCUGAGCGACGUUCCCUCACCGAUAAGAUUCAGACUUCGGAAUGUUCUGCAGCCUAUUCUGCUCGGAACCUACAGUGGGCCGUCGCUCAUGCCCUCCCAAAGAGCCGCUUCAUCCACUUUGACUGCGGUGUGAAGGUCCAGCUUGGAUUUGCUGCGGAGUUCUCCAACGUUAUGGUGAUCUACACGCGCAUACUGGACAAGCCCAAAGAAAUUUGUUCAUGCUCCGCUCAGCUGACCGACUUCCCUGAGGAUGUAGAUAUGGACCUGAAGAAGAGCAAUCAGGAAACCCUGCUUGAAGCCGGCAGCUUGUUAUUGAUCAAAGAACAUGUCCCUUCACCUCAGUUCCCCACUCUCUACACUCACAUUCAAAGUCUGCAGAGACUUCAGAAGGAGCUCACCUUUUCCGUAUGUCUCCAUUACGUUUACUCCGACAUGGAGGAGGAAGUAGCAGAAAAGCGAGCAGUUACAGUCGGCAAACCGCUGGUCUCCAAACUCAACCUGUAUGAACCACGACCAGCGGCGUCCGUAAGCUUCGACUCCGGCAGUGUGUCGGAGCUCUCUUCUUUGUCCGAGGACUUUGCCUCCAAUACGUGGUCAUUAUUCACACCUGUUAACACUGACAAAUUUAAUGACGACAACAAUGUCCAUUCCUACUAAGCAUUAAACGUCCCAUAUUAUAGUUUUCCAACAAUUCUAAGUACAUUAUUCAAAAUCCAGCCUUGUUACUGAAAUGUAUACCAUUUAAAAGUGCUUGUAAUAAGCCCUACUGUAAUGCUAAUGAGCUGUUUGUCUCAAAGACAUGCUAUUGUGUACUUUAUCCACUUUGUCAGAGGAAUAUUUUCUGCUUUAAAAGCAGAGGGGAAUGAGUAAAAAGAAAGUGUGUUUUUACCAUGCAAAUACACACACAUUAACUUAUUUGGUUUUGAUGGUGAGAAGAGGUGCCAAGGAAUUAGAUAACGCAAGAGUGGGCAAAUGUUUUGAAUGUGUCCAAAACACGGGCUUAGAUUAACUUUUGGUUUCACUUGGCAACGCCCAAACAACUCCGCCAGCAAGUUGUACAAAAGCAUGUGAGCUGAGGUACAAUGGAGAGAGAAGGCGCCAGACUUUGUAGGGCACGGUCUUCUCUCCGACGCUGGUAUUGCUACUGUUUGUACUUUCUCCAUUUGUAGAAUAAAUUGUUUAUCUUCAA
Messenger RNA from Nerophis lumbriciformis (worm pipefish), 3033 nucleotides. It is a transcript of the gene malt2, whose product is annotated as MALT paracaspase 2. Gene Ontology annotation, molecular function: cysteine-type endopeptidase activity. NCBI's taxonomy places the organism in Eukaryota, Metazoa, Chordata, Actinopteri, Syngnathiformes, Syngnathidae. The record is from RefSeq and is a predicted model, not a curated record. Gene Ontology annotation, biological process: proteolysis.